AUGGCGGACCCUAGAUCCAGCCAAGAAGGCAUUACCUUGAGCCCCAUAGCGUGUGAAUCCUGUCGCCAGCGGAAGCGCGGGUCUUACCCCUGGCCUGGUCGCUUCCCCCAGGGAAUCCCGUUUGGCUACCUAACAAAGCUCGAGAACAGGCUCGCAGAAACCGAAUCAGCCCUCUUUCGAACCCUCGCCAGCAUCGUAGACAGCCAGUCCCUCGAAGCAGCCAUGGCGGGGCCCGCUCCCUCGUCGAGUUCCUGGACGCCAAGGCAGAACAAAGUCGACCGCGUCACCGAGUGGGACAACACACCCCUGCGGACAAGCGACGACCUCCUCUCUUGGUAUCAGUCAAAGACCUCGGCGUCGGGAAGCGCGGCGAGGGCAGAUGAGAUCCCAGUCGAUCCAGCCAUCCCCCGAAGUGUAUCGCCAACCAUCGCAUCUCCUUUGCCGGACGAGACCUUGAUGGACAUCACGCAGUUCACAGCCGCCGAGGCGGAUGCAGGGGCCGCGAUCGACAUGCUGUCAGAGUAUGAUGGUAGUACAUACUCGGAAAUGGGCAUGAGCAAAGCAGAAACGUUGGCCAAGUCGAGAGACAACCUUUACUUUUGA
This is a messenger RNA of Verticillium dahliae VdLs.17, 603 nucleotides long. RefSeq lists its product as uncharacterized. Lineage: Eukaryota; Fungi; Ascomycota; Sordariomycetes; Glomerellales; Plectosphaerellaceae. The coding region runs from base 1 to 603 and encodes 200 amino acids. The record is from RefSeq and is a predicted model, not a curated record. The transcript is spliced from 3 exons.